Molecule: messenger RNA, 1948 nt
Organism: Magallana angulata
Lineage: Eukaryota; Metazoa; Mollusca; Bivalvia; Ostreida; Ostreidae
Product: beta-lactamase-like
Exons: 6
Coding region: 16-1707 (563 amino acids)
Source: RefSeq, a predicted model, not a curated record
AACAUUCAUAGGACCAUGAAUGCGCAACAUUUGAUGACCCUCUUGUUUGUGAUGUGUACGUUUGCUUCGGGUCAGGGCAGCUUCUUCAAAAAUGAGACUGACCUGGUUGACGCUAUGGUAAGAUCUGUGAUGGGAUGCAAGAACAUUCCAGGAAUGAGUGUGUCGAUGGUUCGGGGAGGAGAUUUUUUCGCUAAGGGUUAUGGUCACGCUCGCUUGGAUCCGCCUCUCAAUUGGACCUCCCAGACUCCGGCCUACCUUGGAUCCGUUGGGAAAGCCAUUACUUCAGCCUUAUUGGGAAUUCUAAUGACCGAAACCAAGAAUACAUCAAACAGCUUUGAUUGGAACACCAAGCUCGCCAGCAUAUUUGGGGGCGACUUUAGAUUGACCGAUACAUGCAGGCGAUCUGAGAUGACGAUCAAAGACCUGUUGAGCCAUCGGACUGGACUCAGCGAUUCUGACGUGUACACUGAUGAGCAGAGAAUCGGUAGCGCAGAAUUCCUCAAGAGGCUUCAGUAUUUGCCGACUCUCUCUCCAUUUCGUGAGUCGUGGAUAUACAACAAUCUUCUUUACGCCGUAGCAGGCCAUGUCGCACAAGUGAAAACUGGCCAACCAUAUGAAAAUCUUGUAAACAGUAAAAUCUUGGCUGCUUUAGGGAUGAGUCAGGCGUCUUGUGGAACGGAAAUAUACCCAACAAGCUCCCAGACCAACUACGCACUUCCGUAUCAUUUAAAAAACGGGAAGUUGGUGGUUGGAGAUUCUCGUAUAUACCAGAUUGGGGACGUAGCACCCGCCGGUUGUUUAAUUGCUUCAGCAGAGGAUCUCGGGAAAUGGGUCCAAUUCAUGGCUUCCGGUGGCAAGACAGCGAACCAGGUACAACUGAUCCAUCCGGAUCUGUUCAAAGAGAUCACCAAAUCUCAGAUGCUGCUCGAUGAUUGGUCAGUUAGCAGGUUUAGUUUGGAUAGUGAUUACCCCGUCAGUGCCUCUGGCACCUGGUACGGUCUGGGCUGGUAUGGCGGAGACUACAGGGGUCACAAACGGCUUUUACAUCCGGGAAGUUGGUACGGAUAUGCCGCGGUCGUUGGAUUUUUCCCGGAUAAAAAUGCAGGGUUUUCUAUCUCCAUUAACGGUCCGUGGUACAAUAAUUACCGUACCUAUCUGGCACCCCUCUCCUACGUCCUGUCCGACAUCAUUCUCGGAGAAAACCAAUGGCUGGAUAACAACACUAUCUGCAGUUUUCCUGCUCCAUGGAAGAACCCGACGUCUACUUCGUCUUCAAACACGACUCAGCCACCUGUUGGUUCCAUGCCGAUCGAAUCAGGAAAGUAUGUUGGGACUUACGGAAGCCGUGUUUUCGGAUCAAUGACCAUUGGGCAAAUAAGGGACCGGAUCCUUACCUUCCGAAUGAAUAAUGCCGGAAUCGGCAAUCUUUCCACUAUAUCACGGCCUGACGGCACAUUCCGGAUGAUCUUCAAUGAACUCUUGAAUGACGUCGUGGGUUCAGAUUGUAGUUUACGGUUUGGGGGGUUCGAUGGUAAAAAGUACGGUUCGGUAAAGGUGGCGUACGAGUGCUUUUAUACAGUUUACGAGUACCACAGGGGAGUAAAUUACGUAGAAUUAGAAGACAAACUAUCUGCAGCGGCACCACUGUCAAAAUGGUCGGCUAUUAUUUUCUGUAUGUUUGUCGCACUUCCGGUCAUGCGCAGUUGAGAACUUGGCUGAUACUGGAAUGAUCAUUCAUCGGAUGACAAAUCUCAUUAUUUUUUUUCUCAUUUAUUGUUUUAAAAGAAUAAAGAAAAAGACAGUUAUAUAUAAGCCAUUUGAUAUGCAUCUUCUAAUGAGUACUUAAGAUAAUAGCGAGGAACACUCAGAACCCAGGAUUUUUCAGGAACCAAAUCUAAAUAUUAACAUUUGCAAAUAUGUAUUCUUGUACAUGUAUAACCCUUCUUUA